Oncorhynchus kisutch (coho salmon) is the source of this 3051-nucleotide messenger RNA. It is a transcript of the gene chek1, whose product is annotated as checkpoint kinase 1. Gene Ontology annotation, cellular component: cytoplasm. The record is from RefSeq and is a predicted model, not a curated record. Gene Ontology annotation, biological process: protein phosphorylation; DNA damage checkpoint signaling. NCBI's taxonomy places the organism in Eukaryota, Metazoa, Chordata, Actinopteri, Salmoniformes, Salmonidae. Gene Ontology annotation, molecular function: ATP binding; protein serine/threonine kinase activity. The transcript is spliced from 13 exons. The coding region runs from base 1215 to 2579 and encodes 454 amino acids.
AAGCCAACGUCAGUAAGGUUUAGACAAAGUGUGGUUUUGUUAACAAAGUAACGUUAACUUGACGAGCUAACGUUUUUGGCAACGCGUAUUUUAGCUACCUGGCGUGAAUUACAAUUCUUGUCGAUAUUGUAUAGUUUAAUACUUCGGUUAGAUUUAAUGACUUGCCGCGUUUCCGUUCUCAUCGGUACUAGGAAAUUCUGGCAUUUCCUACUUGCUAAUUGGUUGUAGUUAUAGGAGAUUCUGGUUCACCGUAUAACGUUACAUGUCAUAGCGAACAAAACUGAAUGAUUUUGCUUCCUAUUGUAGUUAGUCAUGUUAACGUUUGUUUUGGGGACUGGUUGGCUAUGCAGCUAGUGACGUUGGCGCAGGUUUGGGCAAACUAGCUAGCCAGUAGCGUUGGCUUGGUUUAGCUAUCUGUCUCUCUAGUUAAUUAAAAGCACUAGAACAUUAUUUACAGCCACGGGCUUGGAUGGUAUACUUAUUGGAAAUAGUGUGGAUAGUCAGUAUGCAGUAUACUUAUUGGUCAUAGUAUGGGUAUAGUAUGCCAAACGUUCCUGGAUGUCUUACUAAAUUCGCCAAAAUACGAAGUAUACAAACAGUGGACGCUAUUUCUGCACUUUUAGGGCCCAUUUUUUUGGUCACAUACAUGGUUAGCAGAUGUUAUUGUGAGUGUAGCGAACAUGUUAUGUUGGCUGACAAUUUGUUAGUUAUAGUAUCAUUUUGAACCGCAUAUAAUUACUGCAGUAAGUACCGGUGAUAAGUAAGCUAGCUAGCUACCUAACUACAUUUGAUUGGUUUGAUUAUUCACAUCAUUCUUAGACUAGGUAAGUGGUGGUGUAGUGGUCGUGCGUUUCAAUGGACAUUGUUAAUUCACGCAGAAUAACUGAUGCAUUUCCAAACGCUCAACACCCGUUGAAAAUAACCAGUACCAGUAAACUUCAGCAAAAAAAAGCGUCAUUAAAUUGUUGCCAGCAGCACAGUUAGUCACCAACGCUCUGGAUAACAUGACAACAGCCUAACCAGCUCUGCUGGGGCGAGUAAAAUGGUCAGUGAGGUUCUCUCAUUUGUGUCUGGAAGUAGCUAGCCAGCGUUGGCCAGUUAGCUUGGAUGCUUGACUGCCGUUGGGAAGUCAAACCUGCUCAUCGGCCAGAGCGUCCAGUGUGCGGACGGAACGCUCUGACAACGCCCUGAAUUUACGAACACACCCAAAAUCCAUGGCGGUACCUUUUGUGCAGGACUGGGACCUGAUCCAGACGCUGGGAGAAGGAGCGUAUGGAGAGGUGAGGCUGCUGGUGAACAGACAGACAGGAGAGGCUGUAGCGGUGAAGGUUAUUGAUACGUCUCAGGGGAAGGAGUGUUCUGAGAACGUCAAGAAAGAGAUCUGCAUAAACAAGGUUCUGUCCCACCCUAAUGUAGUGCGUUUCUUCGGCCACCGGAGGGAGGGGCCGACUGUCUAUCUGUUCCUGGAGUACUGCAGCGGUGGAGAGCUAUUCGACAGGAUUGAGCCUGAUUUGGGGAUGCCAGAGAGAGAAGCUCACAGGUUUUUCCAGCAGUUGAUGGCAGCUGUGGAAUAUCUCCACAGUGUAGGUAUCACCCACAGAGACAUCAAGCCUGAGAACAUUCUCCUGGAUGAUAAAGAUAACCUGAAGUUGUCAGACUUCGGUCUAGCUACGAUGUUCCGUCACCGUGGGCGAGAGCGGCGUCUGAACAGGCUGUGUGGAACGCUUCCGUACGUCGCGCCUGAGCUGCUCAGCAAAUUAGAGUUCAACGCUCAACCAGCUGACGUCUGGGCCUGUGGCAUCGUCCUCACCGCCAUGUUGGCUGGAGAGUUGCCGUGGGACCAGCCCAGCGAGAGCUGCCAGGAAUAUUCUGAUUGGCUGCAGAAGAAGACCUACCUCUCCCCCUGGAAGAAGAUUAAACACACACCCCUCAGCCUCCUAUCUAAACUACUCCAGGCCUUGCCAGAAGAGAGGCUGUCUAUCUCUGAUCUCAAGACCGACCCAUGGUUCAGUCAGACCUUCACACCCUUAGCCUCUCACAACAAACUGCUACUCUCUGACAGACUACUACUACACAGGAACAACAGUGAUAGGGUGCAGUUCUCCAGCUCCCAGCCAGACCCAGCGCUCGGUGUGUGGGAGGGAAGUGUGUGUGUCGGAGUGCAAGACCAGGUCAGCUUCUCUCAGCCGGCCAGACCAGACAACAUGUUGCUGGGGAGUCAACUACUGGGCACGCCUGGAGCCAGCCAGACCCCGUGGCAGCGGCUGGUUCGGAGGAUGACGAGGUUCUUUACGACUCUGGACUCUUCAGCUUCCUGCUCCGCUCUGAGGGACACCUGUAUCGACCUGGGCCACACCUUCAAACACACCUGCACCAACCAGGUAACAGUCAGUACUCUGGAUAGACGGAACAAUAAGUUGAUAUUUAAGGUUCAUCUGAUGGAGCUGGACGAGAGAGUUUUACUGGACUUCAGACUAUCCAAGGGCGAUGGUCUGGAGUUUAAGCGUCUCUUCCUGAAGAUCAAACAGAAGCUAAGUGACAUCAUCAGUACCCAGAGAAUACCACUUCCUGUCACAUGAUCAGUUGCCAUCUACAUCAUGGAACACACACACCAGAAGACAUCAGGCGUGUGUUUUACUAUCCUCAUGCGUACCGGAAAUCCCCAAAAUUCCCCACCAGGAUAAUUCUCAUUCGCGGGGACAUUUCCCAGGUCCCUGUGAGGAUAGCUUAAAAUGGUCUAGGGAAAAGGAUUUUGAAUGAAAUACAUUUCAGGUCCCCACAAGGAUAGUAUCACGUAUGGUGUGUGUAGUUGCAGUAGCUGCUACAGCUGGGACCAUAAACAAAUGAUCCUCACUGACCAUACUGAUCACUAAUCACAGGCAUUUAGUUGAAUUGAUUCAUUAUGAUAAGUAGCCUUUACUAGAGAAAUGUCAAGUUUGAAAUGAAAGAAGUGUGUUAAUAUGGGUGAUUGUCAAUGGGACAAUUGAUAACUACAACCAUCAAACUAGUAGUUUAAAUGAGAAUUAAAAAAGAUGGUGGUGCACAAUGUUA